UUCAGCCCGGGCGCGUUUUGAUGAUGCGCAGGUACUGUGUGGAGGGAGGCUGUGGAUAUUUAUAAAUGUUUAGAGUGAAUAUAAUGAAUAAUUAAAGUUUAAAACACGGUUUAUAAUGAAGUUCAGCUCUCUGCCGGUCCAUACAGCCGCGCUUUAAACACGGAGCUGAUCCAGCAGUAAUGGCUCACAUUUGGAAAGAUGUGAAAGCCGUGCUUCCCGCCACCAAGCCUGAGUUUCCCCUCCAGUUCAGUGAUGUGGUUGACCCAAGCGUUCUGGUCCUGUUGGGACUGAGCAGAGAGCAGCUGUACAGCUCCUCAGAUCCUCCAGCCUGUGUGGAGAACGCUCAGAUCAUCAUGGACUACUCCUGGGAGAAGCUGAACACAGGGACCUGGAGAGACGUGGAUAAGGAGUGGAGGAGGGUGUACUCUCACGGCUGUCUGUUUAAAGCUGUGGGGAUGUGUCAUGGAGAACCAUCUCAAGCCCAGGUCCAGGAAGCCAUAAAGACGUGUGAUAUGGGUUUACUGAUGGGAGCCGCCAUCCUGGACAAUGUCCUGCAGAGGUUGGUGGGUGUGCUGAAGAAGAAAUUGAAGAUGCAGCUUUCCAGCAGAGAGGAGGAGGACAGUGACCGGCCCUGUCUGAAGAAACUCAAGAAGGACGGCACACCAGAGCCCAGGAUCGACGCUGCCGUCUCUGUACCGAGGGUGAAGUGUCCGGCUCUGGAAACCUUCCGGUCUGAAUAUCUGGAGCCCCAGAAGCCGGUCAUACUGGAGGGGAUAAUCAGCCACUGGCCUGCUUUCACAGAGCAUCCAUGGAGCAUAGACUACCUGAGGGCGGUGGCAGGGUGCCGGACCGUUCCUGUGGAGCUGGGUUCCAGAUACACUGAUGAAGAGUGGUCACAGAAGCUCCUUACAGUCAACGAGUUUAUAGAUCGCUACAUCAUAAACACAGGUGAAGGUGGUAUGGGAUAUUUGGCACAGCACCAGUUAUUUGAUCAGGUGCCGGAGCUGAAAGAAGACAUCCGUAUCCCCGACUACUGCUGUCUCGGAGAGGGAGAUGAGGAUGACAUCACCAUUAAUGCUUGGUUCGGGCCGGGCGGGACCGUCUCUCCUCUGCAUCAGGAUCCGCAGCAGAACUUCCUAGCUCAGGUAGUUGGGAGGAAGUAUAUCCGGCUGUACAACCUAGAGCAGACAGAAAAUCUGUAUCCACAUCCCUCUGAGCUCCUGCACAACACCAGCCAGGUAGAUGUUGAGAAUCCAGAUUUGGAGCAGUUCCCGGACUUUGUGAAAGCCUCGUAUCAGGAGUGUGUGCUGCAGCCUGGUGAAGUCCUGUUCAUCCCCAAACAGCACUGGCAUUAUGUACGGUCUUUAGAGCUCAGCUUCUCCGUUAGCUUCUGGUGGUCUUGAUAAUGUACAUGUCACAACUGAAUACUGACAUGGUAAUAUUGUGUUUCUAAAAUCGAUAUAGUUUUUUUUUAAAGCUGAUUAUCCUAACAGGAUAUGGUAUCAAUAUAUUUUUACACUCCUGUACUACAGUGGGUACAGUGUACUAGUUUCCUUAUUCAAUAACACAAGAAAUCAGGUAGCAAUUGAUAAGUUUAAAACAUUUUACUUUAUAAAACUUUGAAUUAUUGAUACAAACAGUAAAAUCAAUACAAAUAUAUAUAUAUAUUACAUUAGAAAGAUACAAAAAAAAAUGAAUGUGCUUUUGGUCUAGUUUAAGUUGAACAUGCAGAGAUACAGUU
Messenger RNA from Astyanax mexicanus (Mexican tetra), 1741 nucleotides. RefSeq names its product lysine (K)-specific demethylase 8 (gene kdm8). The coding region runs from base 180 to 1403 and encodes 407 amino acids. The transcript has 8 exons. The record is from RefSeq and is a predicted model, not a curated record. Lineage: Eukaryota; Metazoa; Chordata; Actinopteri; Characiformes; Acestrorhamphidae. Gene Ontology annotation, cellular component: nucleus. Gene Ontology annotation, molecular function: histone H3K36 demethylase activity.